Nycticebus coucang (slow loris) is the source of this 3088-nucleotide messenger RNA. It is a transcript of the gene P2RY13, whose product is annotated as purinergic receptor P2Y13. The record is from RefSeq and is a predicted model, not a curated record. Gene Ontology annotation, cellular component: membrane. Lineage: Eukaryota; Metazoa; Chordata; Mammalia; Primates; Lorisidae. Gene Ontology annotation, biological process: G protein-coupled receptor signaling pathway; negative regulation of adenylate cyclase activity. The transcript has 2 exons. Gene Ontology annotation, molecular function: G protein-coupled purinergic nucleotide receptor activity. The coding region runs from base 87 to 1088 and encodes 333 amino acids.
CUCCACUCAUGACUGCCACAAUCAGGGACAACGACUGAGUAUCCUCCCAAACACAGGUUUAUCUAUAACAGGCGGCACCGGAAACCAUGAACACCACGGUGACGCAGGGCUCCAACGGGUCUGCGCCGUGUCCUAGGGACACUAGGAUAGUGCAGCUGGUGUUCCCAGCCCUGUACACAGUGGUUUUCUUCACUGGCCUCCUGCUGAACAUUUUGGCCCUGUGGGUGUUUGUUCACGUCCCCAGCUCCUCAACCUUCAUCGUCUACCUCAAAAACACCUUGGUAGCCGACCUGAUCAUGACGCUCAUGCUUCCUUUCAAGAUCCUCUCCGACGCACGCCUGGGGCCCUGGCAGCUCAGAGCCUUCGUGUGCCGCUUCUCAUCAGUGCUCUUCUACGAGACCAUGUACGUGGGCAUCCUGCUGCUGGGCCUCAUAGCCUUCGAUAGAUUCCUCAAGAUCAUCAGACCUUUUGGGAUUGCUUUCUUAAAAAAACCUGUCUUUGCAAAAUGGAUCUCAAGCCUUAUUUGGUUCCUUUUGUUCUUCAUCUCCCUGCCAAAUAUGAUCUUGAGCAACAAAGAAGCAACACCAUCAUCUGUGAAAAAGUGUGCCUCCUUGAAGGGCACCCUGGGGCUGAAAUGGCAUCAAAUAGUAAAUAACAUAUCCCAGUUUAUUUUCUGGACUGUUUUUGUCCUAAUGCUUCUGUUUUAUGCGGUGAUCGCAAAAAAAGUCUACGAUUCUUAUAGAAAGUGCAGGAGUAAAGACAGCAAAAACAACAGGAAGCUGGAAGGCAGAGUGUUUGUGGUGGUGGCUGUCUUCUUCGUGUGUUUUGCUCCGUUUCAUUUUGCCAGAGUUCCAUAUACUCGCAGCCAGACCAACAGUCGGACCGACUGCAGACUGCAAAAUCAACUGUUUAUUGCUAAAGAAACAACUCUCUUUUUGGCAGCAACGAACAUUUGUAUGGAUCCCUUAAUAUAUAUAUUCUUAUGUAAAAAAUUCAGGGAAAGGCUACCCUGGAUGAUGGGGAGAGAGACCACAGCACCAAGCCAUGAAAAUCAAAGCAAUCACACAGACAACAUAACCCUAGGCUGACAAUGUUAUUUGCAAGCAGUUUACUUGUAUUUAUUAAUGAAAAUUCAAAAGGUAAAUUAUUUGGAAAUCAAGUUUAAGCAAUUUAAAAAAGAAUUGGAACAGAUGCCCCCUUACAUUUUAUUAUCCCGUUAUGCAGAGGAGAUUGCAUUAAUUUUAACUCCGUAUCAAACCUUAUCACAAGCAGAAUGAACUAGAGAAUGCUAUAAGACACAAAUGGCCACUAGAGGGCAUCUUUUCCAGAGUAUUCAUUUCAAUUUUGGAAAAGAUUAAAGAAAAAUGGGUAUCCCUAAAAACCUUCCCUCCAAACACCAUCUCACAAACUUUUCAGUCAUUAAUUCAAACACUACUGCUUUGGUGAUUCACUAAUGUGGAUAUAUGCUGAUUUAAAGCAAUUUUUUUUUAAAAAAACAACAAACUCUAAAUACCACUUUUGAGAGUUGACAGCCAAGGGUUGAAAGUGUGCCUGAGAAUCCAAAGUGGAAAAGAAAGCCUCUGAAAUCCUGGACGAGGGGUUUUCUCAUCCCUUGCAGUUAUAAAUAGCCUCUUCCCCAGUACAACAGCAUACCAGAGAAGGUGCAAGCACCAUCGCUAAGCCACUUUGCUUAUACCCUGAGGGUGUAGAAUACAAGGGCAAGAAUGUUGUGUUGCUGUCUCCUGGAAUUGUCACUCUGUCCCACAAAUACUCUAAUGGUGGCUGAAUAUGCCACUGCUGACUGAGCAGGCCACAAGCUCUAUUCCUGAGCCCCACACACCACUGCAAACAACUACUUGUACUGUUUCUCUCUGUGCGCGCGCACGCGGUAGGGUCUUCAAGGCAGAUUUCCUUUACUAACCAGCUGUAUUACUGACUGGAGCCCCCAAAGACAGGAUUCUUGAAAGACAGACAUGUCUUCCUGAUACUGUCCACAUAACUCCCCACAGAGCACAGACUGCAGAUGCUUAAACCAGAAUUGCCAUUCUUGCAAUGUAUAUAAAUGAGAUAUAUAUACAUUCUCCUGAUAUGGAUGUUGCUAAUUAUGGGUCUAUCUUAUAACUUGUAGAUGACUACAAGUAGGUCAAAGGGCAGUGACCUACUUGUACUUAUCUAACGCCGUAUUUUUUCCUGGAUGCUUUUGUGGUUCAAAAAAGUAAAAAGUGGUUUUCUGGGACUAUGGAUGAUAAUUCAUACCUUCUAGAGAAAAUACACAAAAAAACUGUCAUGCUCUUCACACCAGGUGAAGCCCAGGCCUCCUCCUGUGACCCAGAAGGCUGUAGGACUCACCUACCUUUCCGGCACUCCCUCCUAAUUAUUCUUCCAUGCCUUGAACUUCACGUUCUUAUCCAAAUUUCUUUCAGGAAAUGUCCUUCUCCUUUCUGCCCCUGUGCAACUGCAUCCCUCUGACUCACCUAGAAAACUCUUACCCCUCUGUGAGACCCUGCACUGCCAGCGCUGACUCCAUGAAAUCUCACCUGGCCAACUCCCACCACCACAUCAAACUCAAUCACUCCUUUACUUGUGUGUUGUCACCUCAGUUAUGAAACUCAUCACAGGGCAUUGUAAUUACUGGCUUACACGUGGGUCUACUCUUUUAAUACCCUGUGUAUAAUUUUGAGGGCAGAGACUAUCUCAUUAUGCAAUCAAUAAAUGCUUGAUAAAGUCAUCCAAAUGGGUUUUACUAUGAUGUGCUGGAGAAGCCAAAAGGAAGCCAACUCCCAUUGAUGUUUUUAUUAUCAAAAGAUGAUGUCAAUUUCUUGAAAGUACAAGCUCUCGUCAGCUGCCCUCCCACCGCAUGCAGGUGGGGGCCUGAGGAGCGGAUGUUCCUGGAUUCCCUAGUGAAUGGUCAAGACUAUUAAACAUGUGUAGCUCAGGGGCUACUGCCUGUUAACAUUUCCAUAUUGAUAUAAUGCUUUAGCUAUGUGCUAUGAGUAAUGCUUGAGAACAAUUUGUAACUGUAGCAUAUAACAAUCACCAAAAUCCUCCCUUAGAAAGCACUCUUGCUGUCUGACUUCCAUUCUUUCAA